CCUUCUUCACCCUCAGUUGGUUUGCCAGCUUCAGUGACAGUAACUACGUACGUACUGUAAGCUGGAUUUGUCUGGACCUCUGGUGCGCUGGUGGCUCCCGCUGUCCGUCACGCCGCCCGUGCGCCCGCUCCUGAGCCGUGACGUGUCCCUCUCGCGGUGCCCCGGCCGUCUGCUGCCAAGCGGGGCACACGUACCAAGACACGAUCCACACGACAAGCUUCUUCAACUAGCCCCCACUCCGACUCCAUCGGCCGCCGCUCGUCCUUCCUCUUCUGCCCCGGCCAGCCGCCUCUUCCUCCUUCCUUCCUUCCCCGGCUCAGCCCGCCGCACCUGCCGUCGUCCCGUUCCGCCAGCCAGCCAUCAUCUCAGAGUAGCCGUCGUCGUCGUGGUCGUCUGGCCGAGAAGGAUGGGAGAGUCGCCAUCACCGGCGCCGGCGCCGGCGGCUGCCGCCGCCAAGGUGUACUACGAGGGGUGCCCCGGGUGCGCCAUGGAGCGGAGGAAGGAGAGCAGCACGGGGACCCCGUACAAGGAGCUCUUCUUCGUCGGGAUCACCACCUUUGCAUCAUCUUUGCCGAUCACGUCGCUGUUCCCGUUUCUCUACUUCAUGAUACAAGACUUGCACGUUGCUCAAAGAGAAGAAGAUAUUGGAUUCUAUGCUGGAUUUCUUGGUGCAUCAUAUAUGGUUGGUAGAGGUUUCGCAUCGAUCUUUUGGGGCAUGGUUGCAGAUCGCAUCGGACGAAAGCCUGUAAUUGUAUUUUCACUUUUCACGGUCAUUGUGUUCAACACUUUAUUCGGAUUAAGUGUGAAAUAUUGGAUGGCUAUCACUACAAGGUUGCUUCUUGGUGCACUAAACGGAUUUCUAGCACCAAUCAAGGCUUACUCCAUUGAAGUUUGCCGGGAUGACGAACAAGCUUUGGGCAUAUCAAUUGUCAAUACAGCAUGGGGAUUAGGCCUUAUAAUUGGCCCAGCAAUUGGGGGCUACCUUGCUCAGCCAGCCAAACAAUAUCCACACAUUUUCCAUGACAAGUCAACAUUUGGGAGGUUCCCAUAUCUUCUUCCAUGUCUUUGCAUAUCAAUUUUCGCAACCUUCGCCCUCAUAAGCUGCAUAUGGCUUCCGGAAACACUACACAAGCACGCGAAGUUUGAAAUGGGAGCUGAAACGGCUGAAGCUGGCACAACUCAGGAAAGUACAGAGUCACCUAAGAAGAGCUUAUGGAAAAAUUGGCCGUUGAUGUCGUCAAUUAUCACAUAUUGUGUCUUCUCCCUUCAUGACACUGCAUAUAGUGAGAUAUUUUCCCUGUGGACUGUAAGUGGUAGAAAAUAUGGUGGACUUAGCUUUUCAUCUAAGGAUGUCGGUCAAGUUCUUACAGUGGCAGGUGUCAGUCUUCUUGUAUACCAAAUCUUUGUUUAUCGUUGGCUCAAUAAUACGCUAGGACCUGUAAACUCAACCCGCAUCGCAUCUGCCCUGUCUAUACCAAUUAUUGCUGCUUAUCCCUUUAUGACACACUUGUCAGGAAUAAGACUUGGUCUGGCUCUCUAUAUUGCAGCAAUGAUUAAAAGCGUUCUUGCUAUAACUAGAGUUUCCGGCACUUCUCUUCUACAAAAUAAUGCUGUGCCACAAGGGCAAAGAGGUGCUGCGAAUGGAAUAGCCACAACGUUAAUGUCUUUGUUCAAGUCUGUUGCUCCAGCUGGGGCAGGUGUUCUAUUCUCGUGGGCACAGAAGCGACAGCAUGCAGCGUUCUUUCCAGGUGAUCAGAUGGUGUUCCUUCUACUGAACGUGACAGAGGUCCUUGGGCUCUUGCUGACCUUCAAGCCUUUCCUGGCAGUCCCACAACACUACAACGGCAACGGCAGCACCCUGUCCACCACGCCCGCACCGGCGCCAACGCCGCCGCGCCCGGACGAGGGUAUCCUGCUGAGCGGGUGCCAGACGAACGAGACCUCCGCGGACGUGCCGGCGUACGAGGCCAGCGGAGGCAAGGCAUGCGGGGCGUUCAGCAGCGCGGUGCAGAGCGUGCUGGCGGCGCACCCGGCGCCGCUGAGCAACCGGGAGCUCGUGGAGAAGGCCAGGGCGGUGCUGGAAGAGCAGGGGUUCGAGCAGCACCCGUGUCUCUACUGUACCGACGCCAACGCCGAGGCACCGUUCCUUUCGCAGGACAAGAAGGAGGAGACAGCGGUGGGCGCGGCAAGCCCGGCCAUGUCGGCGGCGCUGCUGUAGAGCACGUUCAGCUCACGUGCUAUGGAGCGGGCAUGCGUUCCUCAUGUGUCGUGUUUUACUGUUCCUGCGCACGUCGGAUUGGAUGAGGGGCCAAACUCACGUGCUAUGUUGUUUGUGUGUGGGUCAAGUGUAUAAGUGUGUGUAUUAUAUAUACACGGAUUUGUUAUGACUCACUUGCAUAUACUCACGUGUCAUUAUUGUAGAUUCAAAGUCAUGAAAUCUUUACUUA
Messenger RNA from Triticum aestivum (bread wheat), 2447 nucleotides. Its product is annotated as protein ZINC INDUCED FACILITATOR-LIKE 1. Lineage: Eukaryota; Viridiplantae; Streptophyta; Magnoliopsida; Poales; Poaceae. The coding region runs from base 407 to 2218 and encodes 603 amino acids. Gene Ontology annotation, biological process: transmembrane transport; proteolysis. The record is from RefSeq and is a predicted model, not a curated record. The transcript has 18 exons. Gene Ontology annotation, molecular function: cysteine-type endopeptidase activity; transmembrane transporter activity.